CCAAAAACCUUCGAUUCAGCCAUUGAAACAGCCUUUAGAAGAGUUCGAAAGAUGAGCCAAGCUGAGAUUGAAGAAGAUAUGGAAGGAGAUCGCAUCUCAUCGAACGAUUACUACUUCGAGAGAAUCGGCGAACCUAUCAGUAUCAAAGAGGAUGAUGCUCAAUACGAUCUCGAAAACCCUCCGUCACAGCCUCUCGCUAUCUCAGAACGCCACGGCGUCGUCUUUGUCGCCCAUUCCUCCGGGUUUUUUGUUGGGAGGACUAAGGAUGUAAUUUCUGCCUCGAAGAACAGUAACGGGAACGGUGAUAAGGUUUAUAUCCAGGAUUUGAGCCUCGUUGAUGUUCCUGUUGGGGACGUUCGUAUAUUGUCUCUCUCGGCGGAUGAUUCGAUUCUCGCUGUCACCGUUGCUGCUGAUAUUCAUUUCUUCUCUGUGGAUUCACUUCUUAAGAAGGAUGCAAAACCUUCUUUUUCUUAUUCACCUGAUGAGUCAGGCUUUGUUAAGGAUUUUCGGUGGAUAAGGAAAGAUAAGCAUUCUUAUCUUGUUCUUUCGAAUACUGGGAAGCUCUUUCAUGGAAUUGACAAUGCACCCCCUAGACAUGUUAUGGAUGCUGUUGACGCCGUUGAAUGGAGUUCAAAAGGGAGUUAUAUCGCUGUGGCUCAAGAUAACAGCCUGCGGAUUUUGUCGUCAAAAUUUAACGAGAAGCGGUGCAUAGCACUAUCAUUUGACGCCUGGAUUGGUGAUUCCGAUGAAGACUGUUCAGUGAAAGUUGAUUCUAUCAGAUGGGUACGCAACAACUGUAUCCUUCUCGGAUGCUUUCAGCUGAUUGAUGGCAGGGAAGAAAAUUACCUUGUUCAGGUUAUUAGGAGUCCAGAUGGGAAGAUUUCUGAUGGUUCAUCCAAUCUGGUUGCUUUAUCCUUCUCCGAUUUGUUUCCAUGUUCUAUGGAUGAUAUUGUUCCGGUUGGUGUUGGACCUCAUUUGCUCUUUAGCUACAUAGACCAAUGCAAACUGGCGGUCACAGCAAACAGAAAGAGCAUAGAUGAGCAUAUUGUUUUGCUGGAUUGGUCACCUGGUGAUAAUAAAACUGCAGUUUCCGUUGUUGAUAUUGAACGAGAGACCUUUUUGCCAAGGAUUGGGCUCCAAGAAAAUGGCGAUGACAAUACGAUCAUGGGACUCUGUAUCGAUAGGGUUUCUGUUGCAGGGACUGUUAAUGUCCGUUCCGGAAAUGAUGAACUUAAAGAACUCCCGCCAUAUUUUGUUCUUGUGUGCCUCACUUUGGAAGGAAAGCUGGUCAUGUUUAAUGUUGCUAGUGUUGCAGGACCCCCAGCUUCAUCUGAUGCUGAUUUGGCCUCUUCUUCUGAUGUAGAAGAUGCUUAUACCCCUUUGAUUGAAGAUGACCUUUCUAAACAAUCUUCUGAAGAGCCUGAAGAACAUCAACAGUUGAAUGUUUCAGUACAAAAUGAACAGAAACACCUCAACGCAGAGAAGUUCUCUACUGAACAAAGGUUCCCAAAUGAAAACAUUUUUAGUAAGGAAUUUGAGUCUGUAAAAAGUUCAGUGUCUGAAGACAACAAGAAGAAGCAAGAACCAUAUGCUGAAAAACCGUUACAAGUAGAAGAUGGUCAACAAAGCAUGAUUCCUAGGCAGUUCGGAACAAGUUUUGGGCAAUCACCUGUGUCCUUAGGAUAUGACACCAACAAAUUUUCGGGUUUCGGUCCUGCCCUCUCUGUUUCCGAUAAGCUUCAGAAAGAUGUAUCUGCGCAGUCCAAGUCUAUGCAUUUGCAGGCCAAUGUUGAGUCAAAGAGUACACCAGCUUUAUUUGGAUCUCCUGGCCUGCAGAACGCAAUUUUUCAGUCACCGCAAAAUACGUCAUCUCAGCCAUGGUCAAGUGGGAAAGGCGUCUCACCUCCAGAUUUUGUAUCUGGUCCCUUUCCUUCUGUGAAAGAUACUCACCAUAAGCAAUCUGUACAGUCUGGAACUGGUUAUGUGAAUCCUCCUAUGAGCACUAAAGAGAAACCUGUACAAGUUGUUGAGACUGGUAGAGCAUCAGCUCUGAGCAAUUUAAGUCCUCCGCUGGGCCAAAAUUGGGACGCUAAUGAAGGGGUGGAGAAAAUUGAGCCAAUACCUUCUAUCUGUGCCUCUCAAUUGUCACAACAGGUGAAAUCUUCCUUCGAAAAAUCGGCUAGUCAUCAGCAACACAAAACCCCGCCCAGUGCUGGACCUCUGAGACUUGAGCAUAACAUGUCAAAGCAACCCAGUAAUAUAAAUGAGAUGGCCAGAGAAAUGGAUACACUUUUACAGUCUAUUGAAGGACCGGGUGGUUUCAAGGAUUCUUGCGCAGUUUUACUGAAAAGCCAUGUUGAAGAACUGGAGCAAGGACUUGAAAGUCUUGCUGGCAAGUGCCAAACGUGGAAGAGCACAAUUCACGAGCAGCAAGCAGAGAUCCAACAUCUUCUUGACAAAACAAUUCAAGUCUUGGCAAAAAAGACAUACAUGGAAGGUAUGUAUAAGCAAACUGCUGAUAACCAGUACUGGCAACUUUGGAACCGCCAGAAGUUGAAUCCUGAGCUUGAGGCCAAGCGGCAGCAUAUUAUGAAACUAAACAAGGAUUUGACUCAUCAACUGAUUGAACUAGAGAGAUAUUUUAAUCGGCUUGAACUCGAUCGCUACCAUGAGGAUGGUGGACAACCUGUGGCACGAAGAGGUUUGCCAAAUAGGUCUGCUCCUUCAAGACGUGUGCAAUCCCUUCACAGCCUUCAUAACACAAUGAGUUCCCAAUUGGCAGCUUCUGAGCAACUCUCUGAGUGUCUCUCAAAACAAAUGACAUAUUUGAAAAUCGAUUCACCUGUAAAAAAGAAUGUGAAGCAGGAGUUGUUUGAGACAAUUGGGAUCCCUUACGAUGCUUCUUUCAGCUCACCAGAUGCGGUAAAAGCUAAAAAUGCAUCUUCAGCAAAAAACCUAUUACUGUCUUCUAUUCCCGCAAGUAUAAAUGCACAGUCAAGACAACGUCAGUCAUCUGCUAUGAAAAAUUCUGACCCUGAAACUGCCAGGAGGAGAAGAGAAUCACUAGACAGGAAUUGGGCUGCUUUUGAGCCUCCAAAAACAACUGUCAAAAGGAUGCUUCUGCAGGAGCAACAGAAGACGGGUAUGAACCAACAGACUGUCUUUAGUGAGAGACUACGGUCUGUGAAUAAUACACAAGAGCGAUCACUGCUUCGCCUGAAAAAUCAUGCAUCACCUGUAGUCUCCUCAAAUAAGGGUAUUAUGGAAUCAUUCCAACAAGACACAUCUGAAGCUCAAUCAACCCCAUUCAAAACGAGGCCACCUAUGCCCCAAUCUAACAGUCCCUUUACCAUCUCUCCAAUCGCUGCCUCAAAACCAAGUUUCAAUUGGUCUGGAAAUAAGUCUAGCAGUACAACUUCUUAUGCUGAGGAGUCUGCCCCGUCGCAAAAUAAGGAUACAAGGACAGUUUCACAGCCCGGAGGAUCAAAUUUUCUUCUGAAACGACCAGUGGCCUCGACUGUAUUUGAACAGACAGAAAAGAAGGCUGGAGAAUUCAAAUUUUCUGAAGCUAAGGCCAAUGCUUUUGUUGAAACAGCUGCUGGAAGUGUGCAGCGGCUUUCUACCACAUCAUCAGGAUCUGAUUUUGAAUCUAGCAAAGGUUUUGGCGCUCAACUUUCACCCAUGUCUUCUGGUGGACCAGCGUCUAGUUUCCCUUCCAAAUCAUUGUUUGGUUUCAAAACCAGUAACAGUAUCUCUAGUGAUAAAGUUACUGUUCCUGCUGUAAUGGUAUCGGUUUCUUCUUCACCUUUGUCUAGCAAGCCGUUUGAUUCCACUUCCACUUUAUCUACACCAUCAUCACCUCCAGUGUCAUCCUCUACACAAGAUUCAGCAUCUAUUCCCAUUAGCUCAGGACCAGUCCCACAAACGUUUUCAGUCACAUCUACAUCUACAAUUUCAGCUACGGGGUUCAAUGUUCCAUUUGGUAAACCGUUGACCAGUGCCAAUGUAGAUCUCAAUCAAGCAGCUCCGUCAACACCUUCUCCAUCACCUGGUCCCACAACUGGUUUCUCUUUUAAUUUACCAGCUUUGUCUCCAUCAUCCCCUGAAAUGGUCUCAUCCUCAAAAGGCCAAUCUUCAUUUCCAUCAUCUUCUCCAGCAUCGCAAGUGUCAUCUGAUCAGGCCUCUGCAACCAGUUCCCUAACAGAUAGUAGUCGUUUGUUCUCAUCAACUUCCUUAUCUUCGACUCCCCCUAUUACGACAACCCCUCCUGAUGCAUUUCAGUCUCCUCAAGUUUUCACCCCGUCCUCUGCUGUGCCCAUUACAGAGCCAGUCUCAGAACCUAAAAUCCCAGAGGUUCAAAGUUCGUCAAUUCUAAAUACGCAAAGUACUGUAGAUUCUGUAGCAAAUGCAACAAAAACACAGAAUGAGCCACUGCCGGUGAAAACUGAAUUUUCAAACCCAGAGACUACAGUAACCCCUGUCAGUUCAUCUGGGUUCCUGUCUGGAUUUUCAUCAGGAACACAAUCUAGUCUUGCAAGCAUGGCGGCUCCUUCAUUCAGUUGGACAGGUAGUUCUCAGCCACAACAGCUAUCGUCUACAUCUGUCCCUUUCCCUGCAUCCUCACCAACUUCGGCAAGUCCAUUUGGUGAGAAAAAAGAUACUGUAGAUACACAUGAAGAUGAAAUGGACGAAGAAGCUCCAGAGGCUAACCAGACAACUGAACUUAGUAUGGGAAGUUUUGGAGGUUUCGGGCUUGGGUCAACUCCAAACCCGGCUGCCCCCAAAGCAAAUCCAUUUGGUGGUCCCUUUGGUAAUGCUACAACAACAACAAGUAAUCCAUUCAAUAUGACAGUCCCGAGUGGCGAGCUAUUCAAACCUGCAUCGUUCAAUUUUCAAAAUCCUCAACCAUCUCAACCAGCGGGUUUUGGUUCGUUCUCUGUAACACCUUCUCAGACACCUGCUCAGAGCGGAUUUGGCCAACCAUCACAGAUUGGUGGGGGACAGCAAGCUCUAGGGUCGGUUCUCGGCUCCUUUGGGCAGUCGAGACAGAUUGGUGCUGGUCUCCCAGGAGCUACGUUUGGUUCUCCUACAGGAUUUGGUGGCUCUAACCCAGGAAGUGGUCUGCCAAAUGCACCAGCAUCCGGUGGUUUUGCUGCUGCUGGUUCUAGUGCCACUGGUGGCUUUGCUGCCAUGGCUUCAGCUGGUAGAGGCUUUGCUGGUGCUUCUUCUACUCCAACUGGUGGCUUCGCUGCCUUAGCCUCAGGUAGUGGAGGCUUUGCUGGUGCCGCUCCAGGAGGAGGCGGUGGAUUUGGUGGACUUGGUUCAGGCACCGGAGGUUUUGGAGGCUUUGCUCCUCAGGGUAGUGGAGGUUUCGGCGGAACAGGAGGAGGUGGUGGUUUUGGUGGUUUCGGCGGCCAAGCGCAAGGCCAAGCUGGUGGCGGUGGGUUCUCAGCCUUUGGCGGCAACUCCGGAGCAACAGGAAAGCCAUCGGAACUCUUCACCCAGAUGAGAAAAUGAAACCAGUAUUUUCAAAUAUCUUUUACUUAAGACUUUUGCACUCGUGUCUAGAAAUUUUGGUCUUACCUGCAUAGACCAUAGUCUAUAAUUCAAUAUCUAAAUAUAUUGUGUGUUUGUUAGUGUGCUCAUUAAAAUUAGAUUUAAGUC
This is a messenger RNA of Arabidopsis arenosa, 5664 nucleotides long. NCBI's taxonomy places the organism in Eukaryota, Viridiplantae, Streptophyta, Magnoliopsida, Brassicales, Brassicaceae. The record is from the annotation of a GenBank genome assembly.